AUUGGACUCGAUUGGUUUGAGGCCUUGGGAAUUCAGGUAAUUGGACUGAAUAAAUUGCAAACACAGACCCUUGCUGACGUAUGCAAGGAGUUUGCAGAUGUGUUCAGCUCUGAACUUGGGUCCUACACGGGACCUCCUGUUUCACUUAAGUUGGAUCCAAUGGUACAGCCCAUCAGGGUUAAGCCUAGGAGGGUACCAUUCGCUCUUAAGAGCAAGAUUGACACUGAGCUGGACAAGUUGCUCCAGCAAGGUAUUCUAGAGCCUGUAGAUUCCAGCCCGUGGGAAACCCCCAUUGUAAUGCCUUUAAAGGCAAACGGGGACAUCCGGAUUUGUGCUGACUACAAAUGCACACUAAACAAGGCCCUACAGCAACAUGCUUAUCCUGUGCCUGUAGUGAGCCACAUUUUAGCUUCCCUUAAGGAGGGAAAAAUUUUUACUAAGCUUGAUUUGGCUCAGGCAUAUCAACAGCUGCCUGUUGAUGAGGCUGCAGCUGAGGCCCAAACUAUUGUCACCCAUCGUGGGGCGUUCAGGGUGAAGAGGUUACAGUUUGGGGUGAAUGUCGCUCCUGGCAUUUUUCAAAGUGUAAUGGAAAACACUCUGAGGGGUAUUCCUGGUGUAUGUCCUUACUUUGAUGAUGUUCUCAUCGCAGGUGACUCUCCACAAGUGCUGGCUGAGCGGUUAAAGGCCGUUUUCCUUCGUUUCCGGAAGGCAGGUCUUAAACUAAAACAGGACAAAUGUAAGAUUGGUGUUCAAUCCACUGAGUUCUUAGGUUUUAAGAUAGAUGCACAGGGUAUUCACCCAUCUGAUGCUAAGCUCAAAGCUACAUCCAAUGCAGUGUUGGCUCAUUUUAAUGAGCAGUUGCCAGUGUGCCUGGCUUGUGAUGCCUCACCCUACGGUGUGGGCGCUGUUCUUAACCAUUUGACGGCUGAUGGGACUCAGGUCCCUGUGGCUUACUAUUCUAGGACUUUAUCUGCUGCUGAGCGCAACUAUGCUCAAAUUGAUAGGGAAGCUUUGGCUCUGGUGGCUGGUAUUAAAAAGUUCCAUGAUUUCAUCUAUGGCCGCCAUUUUACAGUCUUUACGGACCACAAGCCUUUACUGGGGCUAUUUACCACCUCCAAACAAACUCCUCAUAUCCUAUCCCCUCGGAUGCUCCGUUGGUCCAUCUUCCUCUCAGUUUAUGACUAUUCACUGGUUCAUAAGCCUGGCAAGGAAAUGGGUCAUGCAGAUGCUUUGAGGUGGCCUGACAGAUGCCCUGCAGAGGAAUUUCAACGUUUUUGGGUCAAGAGGCACGAGUUGUCCACAUUCAAUGGUUGCCUCCUAUGGGGAUUGAGAGUUGUGAUCCCAGCCUCAUUGAGGGCUAGAAUCUUGGUCUCAUUACAUGAGGUUCACCCUGGAAUUGUAAGGAUGAAGGCGCUUGCUCUCAGCCAUCUGUGGUGGCCUGGCAUUGACCAAGCCAUCGAGUCCCAAGUACAUGGAUGUCAUACCUGCCAACAGUCCAGACCUGAAAUGCCACAGGCCCCUGUACACAGGUGGGAGGAAACACACACUCCAUGGUCUAGAAUACAUGUAGAUUACACUGGGCCCUUUCAGGGUCAAUUCUUCCUGGUUGUUGUUGAUAGCCAUUCCAAAUGGCUGGAGGUCAUGCCUGUGUCUUCUACCACAGCUGCCAAGACUAUCCAGGUUUUGAGGAACAUUUUUGCUGCACACGGGUUGCCAGAUGUUCUAGUGUCAGAUAACGGUCCUCAAUUUACUUCUACUGAGUUUCAGGGUUUUCUCCGGACCAACAUGAUCCGCCACGCUGCUUCAGCUCCUUUCCAUCCUUCCACCAACGGUCUGGCUGAA
This is a messenger RNA of Protobothrops mucrosquamatus (brown spotted pit viper), 1842 nucleotides long. RefSeq lists its product as uncharacterized. The transcript is spliced from 3 exons. The record is from RefSeq and is a predicted model, not a curated record. Gene Ontology annotation, biological process: DNA integration. Gene Ontology annotation, molecular function: nucleic acid binding. The annotation marks the transcript as partial. Lineage: Eukaryota; Metazoa; Chordata; Lepidosauria; Squamata; Viperidae.